ACAUGUAAGGCGCGAACAGCCAACAGAAAAAUUAUGUCCAAAAAGAAGAAAAGAGUAGAUACGAUCGUUGAACUGCUAAGCGGAAAGGGUAUAAAGGUGUCCAAGGAAAAUCUGAAUACCGGUUUCUUUCCUUGGCAUGACACCACGAAAUUAUCUCUUGGUGAAGACUACGAACUUAUCGACACCUGGAUGUUAUCUCUUCGCUAUGAGGAAGCUAUCGUCCAAGCUAAAAAGGAAAUGGGUGAAUUUAUUCGAUCACUCACCUCGCUAUGUUUUGAUCUUCAGAAUGACAUCAGGAACUACGAAAAAAUUAUGCCGGUUACGCUUCUCAACUAUAGUCGUUCAAUAAUGGCAACUACAGAAAUUGCCCGAAUCCGUGAACUCAUGGAAAAAGGAGUGAAUCAAUUCACGGACGCUCUCAAUCUAAAUAUCAGUGAGGACUUGGAAAUUGAACCGGAAGAUUUUAUAGAAAAGGUCGAGAAAGAGGAAGAACUGUUAGUAGCACUUCAAGAAGACACCGAUGAAUACAGCGACGAAGAUAAUUAUGAAGAAGACGACGAAUUUUGAACAAAGUAUACCUGGCCAUUUAUCCAUGCAUAUGUAGUAAAUACAUUCCUCAAACUUA
This is a messenger RNA of Daphnia magna, 625 nucleotides long. RefSeq lists its product as uncharacterized. NCBI's taxonomy places the organism in Eukaryota, Metazoa, Arthropoda, Branchiopoda, Diplostraca, Daphniidae. The transcript has 3 exons. Bases 34 to 567 code for a protein of 177 amino acids. The record is from RefSeq and is a predicted model, not a curated record.